Molecule: messenger RNA, 2474 nt
Organism: Drosophila busckii
Lineage: Eukaryota; Metazoa; Arthropoda; Insecta; Diptera; Drosophilidae
Gene: Gprk1
Product: G protein-coupled receptor kinase 1
Exons: 15
Coding region: 235-2346 (703 amino acids)
Biological process (GO): protein phosphorylation; regulation of signal transduction; G protein-coupled receptor signaling pathway
Molecular function (GO): G protein-coupled receptor binding; G protein-coupled receptor kinase activity; ATP binding
Source: RefSeq, a predicted model, not a curated record
AAAGUCUCAAAACAAUAUGUAUCAUAAAAUACAAUCAAACUUAACUAUGCAUAAGUUGCGCUAAAAGUGAUUAAAUUAUUCUAAUAACUACGCCAAAAAGUAACAUAAAUCAUAAAGUUACAAAAUUAACUUUGUACAAAAACGAAUUGAAAAUCUCUACUUUGUGCCAUAUCUAUUAUAUCUAUCCAUAACAUAAACAUAAAACAAAUUGGAAUUUAGAUACAAUUAAAAGCAAUGGCAGACUUGGAAGCUGUGCUGGCUGAUGUCAGCUAUUUGAUGGCGAUGGAAAAGUCGAAAUGCACACCUGCCGCAAGAGCCAGCAAAAAGCUAAUAUUACCAGAUCCCAGUGUCCGAAGCGUAAUGUACAAAUAUCUGGAAAAGGAAAAUGAACUUAAUUUCCACAAUAUAUUUAAUCAGAUUUUAGGAUACUUGUUAUUCAAAGACUUUUGUGAGAACGACUCCGAGGAACCUAUACAACAACUUAAGUUUUAUGAACAGAUAAAAAAUUUUGAAAAAACCGAGUGCUACGACGAAAGAAGGAAGUUAGCUAGAGAAGUAUAUGACAACUUUAUCAUGGAAGAAAUGUUGUCUCACACUUAUGAAUACUCUAAAGAUGCAGUUGCUAACGUUCAAAAGUAUUUAUUAAAAAAUGAAGUUCCUGUGGAUUUAUUUGAACCAUACAUGGAGGAAAUUUUUAGUCAACUUAAAGGCCGACCAUUCAAGAAAUUUUUAGAAAGUGAUAAGUUUACAAGAUUCUGUCAAUGGAAGAAUUUGGAGCUCAAUAUUCAAUUGUCAAUGAAUGACUUUAGCGUACAUAGAAUAAUUGGACGUGGGGGCUUUGGAGAGGUUUAUGGAUGUCGAAAAGCGGACACAGGCAAAAUGUAUGCGAUGAAAUGCUUGGAUAAGAAGCGCAUUAAAAUGAAACAGGGCGAAAUGUUAGCGUUAAAUGAACGUAACAUGUUGCAAGCAGUUAGUACUGGAAUCGACUGCCCAUUUAUUGUGUGCAUGACAUAUGCAUUUCACACGCCUGAUAAGCUGUGCUUUAUAUUAGAUUUAAUGAACGGAGGUGAUUUACACUAUCAUCUCUCUCAACAUGGAGUUUUUAGCGAAGAUGAAAUGAAGUUCUAUGCUGCAGAGGUUAUACUAGGUCUGGAGCAUAUGCAUAAGCGUUGCAUUGUGUAUCGCGACUUAAAACCCGCUAAUAUACUGCUCGAUGAAAACGGACACAUUCGCAUUUCGGAUUUGGGCUUAGCAUGUGACUAUUCUAGGAAAAAGCCCCAUGCUUCAGUUGGAACACACGGCUAUAUGGCACCAGAAGUGUUAUCAAAAGGAACAUCUUAUGAUUCAUGUGCUGAUUGGUUUAGCUUUGGUUGCAUGCUUUACAAGCUCCUCAAAGGACAUUCUCCUUUUCGGCAGCACAAAACCAAAGAUAAACAUGAAAUUGACAGAAUGACAUUAACGAUGUCCCCGCAGAACGUUGAGCUCCCGGAUUCAUUUUCGUCGGAGCUGAGAAAUUUAUUGGAAAUGCUUCUGCAAAGAGACGUACCAAAGCGUCUUGGCUGCAUGGGAAAUGGAGCUGAUGAAGUGAAAAUGCAUAACUUCUUCUCUGGAAUUGACUGGCAUCAAGUUUAUAUACAAAAAUACACUCCACCUUUAGUGCCACCGCGAGGUGAGGUGAAUGCUGCCGACGCCUUUGAUAUUGGGUCGUUCGAUGAAGAAGAUACUAAGGGUAUUAAAUUGAAUGACACCGAUCAAGAUUUAUACAAGCAUUUUUCAUUAACCAUUUCCGAAAGAUGGCAACAGGAAGUAGCUGAAACAGUAUUUGAAACAAUUAAUAUUGAAACGGAUAAAGUCGAGCAAAAGAAGAAAGCGAAACAGAAGCAACAUUUUGAUGCAGAUGAAAAGGAAUCGGACUGCAUACUACACGGGUAUAUUAAAAAAUUGGGUGGAUCAUUUGCAUCCAUCUGGCAAACAAAAUACGCUAAACUGUAUCCAAAUCGCUUGGAGCUAUAUUCAGAGAGCGGAAAUAAUAAACCAGAAUUAAUAUUUUUGGACCAAGUCGAGGAUGUUUCAUCUGAUUUUAUACAGUAUAAAAAUGAGCAAUGCAUUCAAAUACGUCUAAGUGAUGGCAGCAGAGAUGGUAGAAUUAUUCUAACAAAUUCAGAUGAGAUUGGUUUAAAGGAAUGGGCGCUAUCAUUAAGAUCAGCGCAUAAAUUAUCCCAAGAUCUUUUAGGAUCUAUGGCAAAGAAAGCUGGCAAAAUAUAUGGUAGUGAGCGAGACGCUAACAAAUCAAUGUAUAUUUUGGGUGGAAACUGUUCAACCAAAUCAUCAAAUGGCCCGAAUUAAAUUAGAAAUUAGACUAUAUUAAUGGCAUAGAAUACAGCGAUUCCUGAUCCGUGGAACAACUCAAAACAAAUUCAAUCAAUGUGCAAUGAACCCCAAAUAAAAGAAAAACACAACUGGUAUCAUCAAAC